AUCAAAUAGUCUUUUUGGUCAUAUGGUUGAAUGCCUUAAAAAACAAAAUUUGUACCGCUACCAGCUCUUGUCAAUAGUAAUGCCAUGAUCAGACCAUGAUUUUUCUUUUAUAUUUCGUUACAAAGUAACCAAUUCUUGGAACAGCGCACGAGCGUAAUAUUCUCUUUUUUUUUCUUGUUGGAACUUUGCAACUUGAUUCAGCAUACAUCAGUCAGUUAGUUUUUUUUAUUCAGUAAAGUAGUUAUAUUCUGGAACUUUUUUUCACUUGUCUAAUAUGUGGAUGAGUUAAAUGAAAAUCAUCUUAAAAAAUCUUAUUCCAUUCUCUUACAUCAUCAUGUUUUAAAUACGUUGUCACAUCGUUGGAUUCCAUUUGUGAUUUGUAGUUGAAUAACAAAAAAAAAAAUUUUCUGGAACCCAAUUGGUUGCUAGAAUAGUCAGUGAUUUUUUUUUCUGCAUUUUGAUUACAUUGUGAUUGAAUUUUUGUUUCACUGUGUGUAUUUUUUUUCUUUUUUUUUUUUUUGCUUCAGAUAAUAUAAUGAAUCUAUUCAGAUUGUCGUGCAUAUUGAUAACUAUAUUUGUUUGUUUCCAACUGAAUAUUUGUUCAUCAUUUUCAUCAUCAAUACUUAUUCUGAUAGCAUCAUCGAAUGAAAAGCAACAAAAUUUUAAUCAACAUAGUGACAAUGAAUCAUAUGAUCGUCGUAGACAAAAUCCUGAUUUUCAUUCAAUAUCAUAUUUUUUGAAUGAAAAUUUCAUAUUAAAUCAUAUCAUUUCAAACGAUUCUGUUCGUCACAAUCAAAGCAUUAUCGAUCACAAAAAUUCAAUAGAUGAAGUUAAUUCAGAUUAUGAAAAUUUAGGGAAUAAAAAAAUGAAUGAAAAUUUUAUUGAUCAAGAACUAGAAAAUCGAUCAUCUUAUGAUAAUAAUGAUGAUGAUGGAUCAUUCGUUGAACAUUUUGGCCUGAUCGAAGAAGAUUUACCGGAAUUGGACGAUUUAAAUCUUCAUAGUCAUAUAUUUAAUGCAUUAUUGAUAUUUUUCUACACUUUAUUAGCCAUUAUUUCAUUGGUUGGUAAUGGGCUUGUUUGUCGAGUACUUUUAGCACCAAAACAUUCAUCAUCAUAUACAUUACCGGUUAUGACGUCAAGUGGAACAGGUACAUCAAAAAUGUUGAUUGUUAAUUUGGCCAUUUCGGAUCUGCUGCUCACUACAUUUAAUAUUCCAAUGAAUAUUGUUCGUUUUGUUAGCCGUGAUUGGCCAUUCGGUUCUUUGAUCUGUACAAUGAUGCCUUUUAUACAAUCUGUUUCGGCUUAUUGCUCAGCAUGGACAAUGAUGAUCAUUGCAUUUGAACGUUAUCGAAAAAUUUUUCAUCCACGUACAAUGUUUCGUUUACGUAAUCUGUAUCGAAAUAAUCAUUAUAAUCGUAAAAAAACUCAAAAUAAUAAUGAUCAAAAACAAAACAAUCAUCAUAAUACAAAUUCUAAUGAAAGUGGAAGCUCAGCCUGUACGAAUGGACCAAAUUGUUCGAAUAAUUGCAUUAAAUAUUCUUUCUCCUCUUCGACCAAUUGUGAUCAAGUAGAGAUAUCGAUAUCGGCACCAAAUGCUAAUAUUGAUAAUAUUGAUAGCAUUAUUUUACAUAAUAAUAAUAUUCAUCAUAACCAAAAUCCCCGGCAACAGCAGCGAAUUUUUCUAAAUAAAAUCUCUCCCGAUCUUUGUCCAACAUUUCGACGAAUUCUAUCACAUAUUCGUUAUUUUUGUUGUGCAUAUUGUUGUUGCUGUUGUCCAAUUAAAUGGAUACCACCACCACCGUCUCUAAGUGAUAAAUCACCAUCAUCAUCGUCAAGACAAAUGGCCAAGUCAGCAUCGUUGACAUGUUCAAGAUAUUUUUCGCCAUCGGCUAUUGUUUCAAUGAUAUGGAUAAUUUCAUUGAUUCUAUCUAUUCCCCAUAGUCUAUUCAGUAAAAUUGUCCAUCAUGAUUAUGUGGAAAUGACUAGAUGUACUAUAAACAAUUUUCCGGAUGAAAAAACUAAAUAUUGGUUGACAAUCUAUACUUUCAUCACACAAUAUAUUCUGCCCAUUGGAAUAACAUCGUUCUGUUAUUUACACAUCGGUGUAUUCCUGUGGCGUCGUGAAACAAUUGGACUAAUUUCUGAGCGUAAACGUUUAUUAUUGCUUCAACGGAAAAGAAAACGCAUUCGAUUAUUGAUAAUGGUAGUGGCAACAUUCGCAUUAUGUUGGCUACCAUUAAAUCUAUAUGUUUUGUUCACUGAUCUAGGUUUCAUCACACAUCAUCACAUUCUUUUAUUCUUCAUCGUUCACUGGUUCGCAAUGAGUUCUGUUUGUUACAAUCCAUUCAUCUAUUGUUGGUUGAAUGAAAUGUUUCGUCAGAAGAUAACAUCAAUGUUGAAAUAUUUAUUUUGGAUUCCAUGUGUUAUAAUAUCGAAUCGAUUUUUCUGUCUUAAUUAUUGUUGUUUUUGUUGUUGGUGGUUACGAUGGUGUAAACCGAAUGUCUUCAAUGCUGUGCCGGCAGUAUCAACUGUUUGUGAUCAAAUUCAUUCGAACAAAUGUCGUACAAACAACAAUCAACAACCUAUCACAUUGGAAAAUGGCUGGAAUUUCGAAAGUGAUAUACACCAGAAUCCUGUUUCAUUGGCAUCUUGGUCAAGUACAACAAAUAGUGGUAAUACUACUGGACAACAGCAAGCCAUAUCUGAAUUGAUUUCAAUGUCUGCAUUUCUUGAACAUCAAAAUUCAUUAAAUAACCAAAAUAUUUUCAAUAGUUUUGUUACGAAAGAACAACGUUUAGCAUUGAUGACCACACAAGCUGGCCGUCGUCGAUACCAUAGUGGACAAUUAAUUAUGUUGUUGACAAGAGCUAAUACAUUCCAACAAUCACGACAGCAGCAACAACAACCACAGAAUCAUUCACAACAACAACAAAUGAAUGAAAUACUAGAUCCAGAACCAAUAACGAAAACAACAUCACUUAACCUUAAUUCAUAUUGUUCAUCGUCAGGAUCAUCUGAAAUGGAUAAUCAUACUAAUGUUUAGAAGAGAAACACACACACACAUAAUAAUAUUACAUCGACAAAAUUUGUAUAUACAAUGUUAAAACAAAAAUCUUGAAUCGAUUUUCAUCAUAAUUCCCAAUACAAUUAUAAUUUGUUAUUAACAAAUGUGAAUCGCUUUCAAGAUUCAAAAGUUUUUUUUUUGCAACACAAAUCUGCCUUGUUUUUUUUGCUCUCCUAUUUUCUAUUUAUUUUUUCAUUUAAUCUUUUCAAUGUAUUGCAAUCACAAUUUUUUCCCUUGAUCUAUGAUAAUAAGAAAUGAAUUCUUUGAAUUUGAUAUAUAUAUAUACGAAACGGGCAGUUGACGGACAUAGUCACUAAAAUGAAUGGAUUGAAAAUGGAUAGUGUCUAUGAUAUAACGAAGCUAAACCGAAAUUUUCUCUGUUGAUAGGCGCACAAGUAUAUAUUGGUAUGAUGAACAUGUAUCAAACAUGUUGAAAAUAAAAUGAAA
Molecule: messenger RNA, 3511 nt
Organism: Dermatophagoides farinae (American house dust mite)
Lineage: Eukaryota; Metazoa; Arthropoda; Arachnida; Sarcoptiformes; Pyroglyphidae
Biological process (GO): G protein-coupled receptor signaling pathway
Cellular component (GO): membrane
Molecular function (GO): G protein-coupled receptor activity
Source: RefSeq, a predicted model, not a curated record